CCACCACUACCUGGAACCACAGAACCGUGUGGCGGAUGAUUUUGUCCACAUUCUCUCACACGGCACCUCAAACCGGAAGAGAUUUCCGACCUGUUUUUCCGAUACGCCUCAGAAAGCAUUGGUGUUGUGACCUUCAACGUCCGACUGGGCUUCAUGUCCCCCAACCCAGACGAAGACACAAAAACCUUCCUACAGGCGUCACAAGACAUCUUUAACACCAUGAACAAAUCGAUGAACGGGGAGUCGAUAGCUCACACGUGGUACAAGAACAAAACCUACCGGGAAUUCGAGAGAGCUUCUGGAAUUAUAACUAAAAACUCAGCAAAACAUGCUGCACAGGCCAGGAAAGUGAUUGAGGAACAGACAAAAGCAGGAACCUUAAAUCCUGAUGAACCAAACCUACUUCUCUCCCUUAGCGCGGAGAAAGGCUUAGACUUCGACCAAGUAGCGAUGAUCAUUGAUACACUGUAUGUUGCUGGCACUGACUCGACAGCGAAAAACCUCCAAACCUUGUUCUACAACCUGGCAACAAAUCCCGACAAGCAAGAGAAACUACGUCAGGAGAUUCAUGACGUCAUAGGACACGACGGACCCGUCACUCCUCAAGCUAUUUCGGAAAUGACGUAUCUGAAGGCGUGCCUGAAGGAAUCGUUCAGACUCCACCCUCCCACAGUGGGGGUCACCAUGAGGAUAUUACCUACAGAUGUUGUCCUGAGUGGAUACAGGGUACCCUCUGGGGUUCCCGUGAUACUCGGCAACACGACAGCCGGCAAGAUGUACUUUGACAACCCGCAGCAGUACAACCCAGAGAGGUGGUUGCGCUCAUCAGACGGCAGGAAACAGGAGAACAUCCCCAGUUCUGCCGUCUUGCCGUUUGGUCACGGGCCCAGGAAUUGUGUGGGUCAACGUUUUGCUGUCCAGGAGAUUUAUCUGGCAGCUUCAAAGGUGCUACAGAAGCUAAAAAUAGAACUGGAGCGUGAGUCCUGGAACACGGAGUUCAUCUACAAGGUUUUCAUCACGCCAAAACAGCCGCUCAAGUUUAGGUUUACAAAACUUGUUGGGUAAACUGGUGGGGACAGAAUUGGUGUGUCGAUAGUGGAGUGUUAAGUUCUGUAAGGACAGAAUUGGUGAGCCGAUAGUGGGUUGUUGAUUAAAGUGCUGUAAUCAAAGAAUUGUGUCGAUAAUGUAUAGUUGAGUACAUUACUGUAAGGAAAAAUUGACGUGUCAAUAGCGUCUUUCUUAUUUAAGUGGUCUAAUCAAAGAAUUGUGUAGGUAGUGUAUAGUUGAGUAAAGUUCUCUAAGGAAGAAUUGUUGUGUCAAUAGCGUCUUGCUGAGUAAAGUGGUCUAAUCAAAGAAUUGUGUUGAUAGUGUAUAGUUGAGUAAAGAACGGUAGGAAAAGUAUUGUUGUGUUGAUAGCGUGUUGUGAAUAGAAUAUAAUUUGUGCAUUAUUACAUGAGAUGUUUAAGUGAUUUGUAAUUAUAAUUAUUGUAUGACUACUAGCUGUAAUGAAUCCACUUGCAAAACGUGCUAAGUCACAUCAUAUUAUUUUGAGCUGUUUGACUUACAUUUUUCUUCUUAUUAAUUUUAAGAUUUUCGAUUUUUUACUGUUAAAAGUAUAAUACAACAUUCAUUUUAAAAUAUCUAUAGACUACAAUUUUGCCUAAUACUGUAAACGAUAUUAAAUAAAA
This is a messenger RNA of Physella acuta, 1688 nucleotides long. Its product is annotated as putative cytochrome P450 12d1 proximal, mitochondrial. Lineage: Eukaryota; Metazoa; Mollusca; Gastropoda; Physidae. Gene Ontology annotation, molecular function: heme binding; iron ion binding; oxidoreductase activity, acting on paired donors, with incorporation or reduction of molecular oxygen. The record is from RefSeq and is a predicted model, not a curated record.